ACAGCCGGCCGGGCCGGGGCCGCGCCGAACGGCCGGCGCAGCGCGCAAGCACGGUUCGCGCACGCGGGCGGGCGGGCGGGCCGGCCGGUCUGUCGAAUCCACCCAGCGCCACCCCUUGUAUUUAUAGCCGGUCUCCCAGCACACCCUCUCCUCCGCAUCCCAACCCCGGCCGGGCCGCCCGCCGCGCCGCCUGCCCGCAGAUCGAAGAGAAGACAGCCAGAGCCAGCAGCAGAUCGAAGCAUGUCGGGCGUGUGGGUGUUCCGGAACGGCGUGGUGCGGCUGGUGGAGAACCCGACGUCGGGGGCGGCGGCGUCGGCGUCGGGGAAGCGCAAGGCGCUGCUGCACACGCCGUCCGGGGAGGUGGUCUCCUCCUACGCGUCGCUCGAGCGCAAGCUGGCGGCGCUGGGGUGGGAGCGCUACUACGCCGGCGGCGGCGGCGACGGGAUGCUGCAGUACCACAAGCGCACCUCCGUGGACCUCAUCUCGCUGCCCAAGGACUUCGCCCACUUCGGCUCCGUCCACAUGUACGACAUCGUCGUCAAGAACCGCGACGCCUUCCGCGUCAUCGACGCCUAGCUAGCUAGCUUCUUGCUGCUCGCUCGCUCGCUUGCAUCAUCAUCAUCUUCAAUUCCUCAUCGUCGUCAAGCUAGCCUUCUUGCAUCUAUCUAAGCUAGUGUGUACGUGUGAUCGAGAUCAUCAGUUUGUACGUUCGUUCGUAUGCAAUCUAGCUUUCACGUAUAUGUACGUACCUUUUGUGUACGCGGCUUGUCGACGUAUAUUUAUUUAUACGCGCCUGCAUAGGGAGUACUCUAGUCAGUAUUCAUGGAUCGAUUUGGUUGCCGUGGUCGUGGUGUGUGCGCGCGCGCGCGCGCAUCCAGUAUGGUAUGUAGUACUGAGUUUUCGUGUGGUUGUUCUCUUUCACUGCCUUCUUUUUUAAAAAACGUUUUUUUUUCUCACUGCCUUGUGCCUUCUUGCAUCUCAUCGUGCGUGCAAGUGUGCACUGAUCCGUUCCUGCGAUGUUUCUUUGUCACCUUUCAAUUUUUCAAUUUCUCAAAUAAGGAGAGUUGUUUC
Molecule: messenger RNA, 1071 nt
Organism: Panicum virgatum (switchgrass)
Lineage: Eukaryota; Viridiplantae; Streptophyta; Magnoliopsida; Poales; Poaceae
Product: flowering-promoting factor 1-like protein 2
Exons: 1
Coding region: 241-576 (111 amino acids)
Biological process (GO): regulation of flower development
Source: RefSeq, a predicted model, not a curated record